UGUGUUCACAAAGCAUCACAGCCCUCAAUUAUAUCAUCAUACUCUCCUCACAUCACAACAAUAGCACCACUACUUCCAACUGCAAACAGUUAUUAACCAUGGCAACAACAAUUGCUGGUGUGAUCCUCUCAACCCCAAGAGUCUUGGCCAAGGCCUCAGACCCACCAAAGGCCCUGACCAUCAAGUCUCCCUGGCUGAACCAUCCCUGGAAGAGGUCCAACCAAUUUGGCAUGGGCUGGAUGUAUGUCCGACCCGUGGCUGCAGCACCAGAAGGGCUGUCAGAGAAGGUGGCUGAGAGCAUCAAGGGUGCAGAGGCGGCCUGCUCCGACGACCCGGUGAGUGGAGAGUGCGUGGCAGCGUGGGAUGAGGUGGAGGAGCUGAGUGCAGCGGCUAGCCAUGCAAGGGGCAAGAAGAAGGAGACCGACCCACUGGAAACUUUCUGUAAGGAUAACCCGGAGACCGAUGAGUGCCGCACUUACGAUAAUUGAUGAUGAUAAUUGAUGCUGAUGCCAUGCUCUCUCGCAUUUCUUAUUACUGAACUUCAGUCUUCAUGUUGAUUUUAAUUGUGAGUAAUUACCAUGUAUACUGCACUGAAUGGUACAUUGGUUGAUACCUAGUUGUUAUAAUUCAAUCUUAUGUUUAUUCUGCUUUUAGUAUGGACAAAUACAAAAUUUACAACCACUGGAUUGGUUUA
Camellia sinensis is the source of this 694-nucleotide messenger RNA. RefSeq names its product calvin cycle protein CP12-1, chloroplastic. Gene Ontology annotation, biological process: negative regulation of reductive pentose-phosphate cycle. The record is from RefSeq and is a predicted model, not a curated record. Gene Ontology annotation, cellular component: chloroplast. Lineage: Eukaryota; Viridiplantae; Streptophyta; Magnoliopsida; Ericales; Theaceae.